Molecule: messenger RNA, 264 nt
Organism: Racocetra persica
Lineage: Eukaryota; Fungi; Glomeromycota; Glomeromycetes; Diversisporales; Gigasporaceae
Source: the annotation of a GenBank genome assembly
AUAUUUAUGUCUAAUAUGGAUAUAUCCAUUAAUUUCUCACAGUGGUCAUCCUAUGAAGCAACAAGGCAUCCAGGGUGCAAAAAUAAUGCAAUUGUAUCAACCAAGUAUAGAGCCCGUGUUCAUGAUAAUAUAUCAAUAAAUGAAACUUCAUACAUGUGUGAAGUUUUAACACGUUUAUUUGAUACAUCCAUGAACGGGCUACCUAUAAACUGCGAAGCUUGGGAUGUAUGGCGACAAUAUGUUAUUUCAAUAAAUAAGGUUUAA